Molecule: messenger RNA, 4754 nt
Organism: Oryzias latipes (Japanese medaka)
Lineage: Eukaryota; Metazoa; Chordata; Actinopteri; Beloniformes; Adrianichthyidae
Source: RefSeq, a predicted model, not a curated record
CUCUCCUCCUGGAGUUUGUGUGUUUGUGUGACUGUGCCCUCCUGAUCUGUUCUGUGUCACUUUGAUUGUGGAUUGAACUAAAAUAUGUCAAGUUAGGAUGCAACAAACAAAAAGUGAAACUGAAUGAUUUGAAUUAUUGAUUGGUUGGUUCAAAGAUUGGAGCACCUUUAAAGUCACAGAAACCCCCUCUGUGAUGGAUCCACAGACAGGAAGCUGCUGUGUGAACACCACAGGGUCAGAGGGUCAUGCUGAUGCUUUGCAAAACAUUCUUUGGAGUCUACAAAUGUUCAUAAACUCUCGGCCAUGCAGUGAAAAGUGUUCGCCCAUCACUGCUGCCUUUUCUCAUGCAGUGUGCAGGAAAGUGCAGGCAUGGGCUGCCUGGCUGAGGCCAUUGAGCUGCUCGCGGCGUGUCAAGUCAAAGUGCAAAUACUGGAGCAGUGCACAGCAGAUGAGGUCAAAUGAUUUAAGGAACAUGCAUGUUUCCACUGUAAGGGCAAAGACAGUUUGCUGUGCUGCGCAGGACAAAGGAAAGGUUGAAAACACGAACAGAAAGCACGUCAACUGCUCUGUUGUGUUCCUUAAAGGACAGUAAACUUUGACGUAUUUCCAUCAACAUUGAUGCUGUUGGUGGAGAAAAACCUACAUAAGAGAUGCUUACUGCUCUUUGACAAAGCCUACAGACGGACCACAGAAAGUCAGCAGGUGGUACAGGUUUAGGAACCCAGGUUGACUGAGAUGUUUGAGUUCAAAUGGAUGAACCAGGAUAGUGAAGCAAAAUGAAGGAAGAGUUGAAGUUAAAGCUUAAAGAAAGCCGUGGAUGAAUACUGAGGACACGGCACCAGAAGUGAAGGAGAGAGAGGGCCAGCUGCUGGCUCCAUCUGCCCCCCGCAGACAUCUGUCCAGCUCAGAGGGCUGAGCUGAGCGUUAAUCUGCUGUAUGUGAUGGUACGCGCCACACCAUGGUGUCUGUAAGCGCUCAAGUUCUGCAACUCAGCACAGAACCUACUAUUGACAUUGGAAACCAAGAGGCGAACAGGACAGGGUGUUAGAAGAGCCGGUAAAAGAGAAGGGAACCAUCAUCUACUUUCAGACAGUCUCUCAGCUUUGAAUGUUUGAGUGUCUAUGUGUCCUAGUUCAUGUCUGCCACACUAACCCGAAGCAGAACAAUCCAUCUAAUUCCGUGUGAAAAGCAUUGUAGCAACGUUCAGCCUGAUUUACUUUUUAAAAGUAAAUAUUUUCACUGUAAGCCUUUACGAAAAGAAAAAAAAAAGAAAAAAGACACGCCAUGAGCAAAAAGAUCAAACAGAUUCUUUUUUGUUGAGGUCCUUUAAGAAAGUCUCAAACGGUGGUCCUGCCACAGCCUGCUGCAUCUCUGCUUGUUCAAAAAGUCUUGUGUAGCCUUUUGUCUCUUUGGUUUGGGUCCAGUGCUGUUCGUAUUCUUACUUAGGUUUAUAGUUUUCUAUAUCAGUUUUUAGUUUUGACCUUCAGGGAUUAAUUAAAUGCUUAAAGAAAAAACUGUUUUUCUCAGCAGGUGAUAUUUUACUGAUGAAGUCAGCUUCCGUCAGCUGCAUCAGAGGAGCUGGCAGAAUAAGUACGGGAGCAGUGAUGAUGAGCGGGAAGCAGCAUCGAGCAACCAGAUGAGGAUCAGACAUCUCCUUCUUUCUGCUGAUUUUGUGUGCUAUUGUGUAACUGGGAUGAGGAUUAGUGGUAAUCCUGAAUAAAGCCUAUAGUUAGAGUUGAGAUAAAAAUGGAGCUCCUGACUCAGUCUUUCCACACCUCCGUUCUGUCUGCACGCUUGAAACAAGUUAUUUCAAAGUUCAAUAAAGGCCUGUGGAUUUGUGCCCAGAGAAAACCCGAGCAUGCACAGGGAGAACAUGCACCACCACAGCACCACCGUGCAGACCAGAAGAAGGGAAUCUCUCUGUGUCUGCAAGUCUGAACAUCCCAGUUAACAUAAUCCUGAGUAAAUUUAUUUAACAUUUAGAGGACGCCGGCGGCUUCCUAGCCGCCUCACACAGUGUGCAGCAGUGACCGUCAUCCGUGACCACGAGACAAAAUCAAGACAGCCAUUUCCUUCCAGCUUCAUGCCUUCUGCAGGGCCCCCUCACUGCCACAAGAAAUGAGCUUUGCAUGAGCUUGAACCCAUGUUUUACUGCAUUUAGUCAAACUCUGGUUCAGCUGGUUCUGCAGCGUCUCUCUGAACGUUCAGUGGCUGUUUUUUGUUGUUGUUUUUUUUGGAAAAGUUAGUAAUAACUUCUCUGGGAAGCAGUUCUCUCUUACUGAGAGGUGUCCUGGUGCUUUCUCUGUACAUAGGAGACAAAGCAAGUAAACAUUGAGGGCAAAGCGAAACAUGUAAAUUACAGAAAGGAUCAGGGCCUGUAAACCCACAGAUUAUCUUUAAUCUGUGCAAACAUUGCACUUCCCCUAAUCUUCCUCAUCAAGAUGCACUUUUUGGGUCACUAAAGCGUUGGAGUUUUCCUCCCUUAUAUUUGGUCUCAUUCUGCCCGUCUGAUGCGAGCGUUGAAUGGAAGAGAAUGCACAUGGAUCUGGAAGAGAUCUGAACGCGCUGCAGGGGAUUCCUGAGAUUAUGAAUCGUACGGAGCAGUUUGGGGAAAAGAAAAAAACAAACAAAAAAACAGCAGCAAUCUUGCAUCCUCCUGGUCGCACUUUCCAGUCUCUUCAUGGACUCAAGGGGAAGUCAGAAAAUAAAUGGGUUAUUUUGACCCCUUUUUUUUUUAGCUUUUUUAAACCAAAGUGUGAAGCUCCACAAGGGUUAAACACCGCUGGAAUCACCUGCCAUGUCCAUGUGAACCUUUCAGGUCAUUAUUUAUUCUCUUUUCAGGAAAUUUUCCCAGAUCUGCCACAUGCCCUCCUGAUGCUACAGCAGAGCUGAAGCUGGAGCCAUGAAUCUCAUGAGACAAAACCGUCUGCAGAGACUGAUCUGUGUUGCUCUCGUCAGCUUGGUUCUGGUUCUGCCUGGAUUCGUGGGCUCGGUCAGCAGCUGCCCGAGCGCCUGCACCUGCUAUGCUAACACAACCGACUGCUCUGCUGUUGGCCUUCAAACUCUGACCCCCAUCAUGGAGAUGCUGGGCCGAGAUGCCCUGUCUCUCCGACUUUCCCAAAACAACCUCUCAUCUUUGGGAAGGACCGACACUUUCAACCUGAGCGGCGUGGAGCUGCUGGAUCUCUCCCAGAACAACUUCCACAGCCUCCAGCCUGGAACCUUCUUGGGCUUUAGCAGUCUGCGUUGGUUAAAUCUUUCUUCUAACUACCUCGGUGUGCGUCUGGCAGGAUCAGACCUCAACACCAGCACAUUCACAGGUUUGAGCAGCAAGGUUUUCAUGGGGCUGUGGUCACUGCAGGGGCUCGACCUAUCUUCAAAUGGUUUCCAGUGGCUUCCGAAGGGCCUUCUGGAUGGACUGCAGAGGCUCACCUGGCUAUCGCUUGCCAGUAACCGCCUUGUGGCCCUGGAAAGGGCCCUUUUCGAGCCGCUUGUAUCGCUGCAGCAGCUCCAGCUGGUGGGGAACCCCUGGGAGUGUGACUGCAGGCUGAGGGACUUUAAGCACUGGAUGGAGUGGCUGCUUUACAGAGGUGGGCAGGUGGAUUUGAUGCAGUGCAGUCUCCCUGACGAUUUGAAGGGCAGGGACAUCCGCAGCGUGCCAGCAGAGAUGUUCGUCCACUGCCUGCAGGGUGCCAUCAAGGAGGGGGUCCGGCACACAGUCAGCCGGCCCCCCUGCCCACCUGGCAGGGUCACCAGCACAGAUGACUGUGUUCGGCAGCGCUACAGGCCUGUGAGUGUGCGCCGCGCCCAUGGCACGCAGAUAGUUGCGGGCGUGGUUUGUGGCACAGUGUGCAUCAUGAUGGUGGUUGCGGCAACAUACGGCUGUGUCUACGCCACGCUGAUGGCGCGGUACCAGAGGGAGAUGAAAAACCGCGGACAGCCUCUGAUGGCUGAGUCUGGAGCUGAGACCGACCAGGAGGAUGGGCAGAUGUCAUCUCCUGACACGCCCGAGGCCGCAUCCAAAGAGGCCGGUGGCAUCGUGCACGGCUAUCGAAUCAGCAGCUUCUGACGGCUGCCGCAGGGGGUCCCUGCAGCACCAGCACCUCAGGACCAGGACGGAAUUGUAGAGCUGAUAGAGCAGAGCAGACUCAGCAAAGCUGGAAUGCUGCAGCACUUGCUUUAAUGUAUGGAUGCUCUGUGAAUUGUUGUUCCCUGUUCUGCAAGCUAUUAAACUCCUCUGAAUCAGCAGUUGGGGAUUUCUGCACCUUCAGGCUCUGCCAAGGUUGAGUUUUCUCUGAGCAAUCUGACUGUGUUUAGUCCAGCCUGUCCUCCUAUGUGAGCUCAGUCCAGAAGCACUGGCUUGUUGCACAUGUUUGUUUUACCUGAUCAGCUGAAUGUUUGGUGGUUUUUUUUUAUGUUGAGUAGGUCUUUAUGUCCUUUUUCUGUAUAAAAGCAAACCUUGUCAAAGUUCUGCAGCACAUAAACUACAUCUAGGCGGAUAGCUGCUUCAAACACACAGGAGCUCUACUGCCACCUGGUGGUCAAGCUGUCACCAACAACAGCCAGUAGUAGCGUAGCUACAUCGCACAACUUCAAAAGAAGCACCUGAAAAUAUUUGCAAAGCACAAGGCAGUGAAGGAAUGAGUAUGGGUGAAAGCAUCCUCCAACAUGAUCUGUAACUUCUGAAAGAUUCAAGUCUGCUCAGAAGACUGUUAAACAUGCCCAGAAGAACAAAAUGUCGAAACUGCUGUCUA